Messenger RNA from Solenopsis invicta (red fire ant), 1560 nucleotides. Its product is annotated as fatty acid synthase-like. Gene Ontology annotation, biological process: fatty acid biosynthetic process. The record is from RefSeq and is a predicted model, not a curated record. Bases 229 to 1560 code for a protein of 443 amino acids. The transcript has 7 exons. NCBI's taxonomy places the organism in Eukaryota, Metazoa, Arthropoda, Insecta, Hymenoptera, Formicidae. Gene Ontology annotation, molecular function: fatty acid synthase activity; 3-oxoacyl-[acyl-carrier-protein] synthase activity.
AAUGAUAAAGUUUAUUCAAACAACAGAAGAGAAGUUAAAAAACGGAAAUGUGAUCAAGCAGUUUUCAUAUUAGCCCUCAUUUUAAUAAUCAUUUGAACUUGAUAUAUAAAAGCAGCUCGUCGUUGAGGAAAUCAGUGUCACUUUUCAUUUGUAAUUUGAAUGCUAUCAUAGUGAUAUUAUACAGAUAGUGAUAUUAAAACCAGAUUAUCUACAUAAAUAAUUAAAAUCAUGGAUGACAAAAAAGUAUGGAAUGGUACUGAUUCCGGCGAGGAGGUCGUUAUUUCUGGUAUUGCUGGUAGAUUUCCAAAUUCAGAUAAUAUGCAUCAGUUACGAGAAAAUUUAUUUAACAAAGUGGAUCUUGUUAGAGAAGACCAUGGUCGAUGGAAUAUAGAGCAUUCGGAAAUACCAAAAUGUCUGGGAACAAUUAAUAAUGUGGAAAAAUUUGAUGCGGACUUUUUUGGACUUUCCUUCGAGCAAGCACAUGCAUUUACGCCUGAGGCGAGAUUAUUAAUGGAACAUGCUUAUGAAGCAAUUAUCGAUGCGGGGAUUAAUCCAAAACAAUUGAAAGGAAAAAAUACUGCUGUAAUCAUAGCAGUAACUUAUGUAGAAACGCAAGAAAAAUUUAUAUAUGAGAAUCUUCAGCUACGCGGUCAAAAUAUGAUGGGAUCUAGCAAAUCUACGUUAGCAACAAUUCUUUCAUCCCAUUUCGAUCUGAAAGGACCAUCACACACCAUUGAUACAGCAUGUAGUUCAAGCUUUUAUGCCCUGGCCGCCGGAUAUGAUUAUAUCGUGUCGGGUACUUGCGAAGAUGCGAUAAUUGGGAGUGCAAAUAUAUGUUUUAAUCCUUGGCUAACCCUGCAAUUUUUACGUCUAGGUGUUUUGUCAUUUGACGGUCACUGCAGACCCUUCGACAUCAAAGCACACGGAUAUGCACGUAGUGAAGCAGUGGCAGUGGCAUACCUUCAAAAGGCAAAGAAUGCGAAAAGGAUUUACGCCAUAUGUCCACAUAUUAAAUUGAACAACGAUGGCUAUAAAAAAGAAGGAGUAACAUUUCCAUCGUCGCAUGUGCAAAGUACUUUACUGAUGGAAUUUUACGAUGAAUGCGGAAUACCAAACUCAUGUUUGGAUUACAUUGAAACACAUGGUACCGCUACCAAAGUUGGCAAUUCUCAGGAAGUCAAUGCGCUUCAGAACGUUUUGUGUAAGAAUAGAGAAACACCAUUAAUGACUGGUUCUGUAAAAUCUAAUCUUGGUCAUCCUGAAUCUGCGGCUACUUUUUGUCAGAUCGCCAAGCAAGCAACGAUUUUCCUUAAAAUCUCACUAAAGUGUGAGCUAGUGAGUCGGCCGCGGUGGCGUCUAGAAAUAACACCUGUGGCUGCACUCGACUUACGAGAAGGUCUCCAGCGGCGCGGUCACCUAGCAGUGUGCGUUCCUGUAAGGAGUGGAGGUACUCUGUACUCCACCGCUGCCAAAAGUGCUGUCGAAGCUGCUCUACCUUUGCCAGCGCACGAGGCGGUUCUCAGGAACGUUGCUUAUGUCGCUGUAAGGAAAACUGUUUAG